CGUCUGCACCGAAUAAGUUCGAGUCCCUCGCGUGUCACGACGCAAUGGUUGAAGUUUCUGGUGCGUUGAACGUGAUUGCUGUGUCGCUGAUGAAAAUCGCCAACGACAUUCGUUUCUUGGGUUCGGGGCCGAGGUGCGGAUUGGGCGAAUUGUCUUUGCCCGAAAAUGAACCCGGGAGCAGCAUCAUGCCUGGAAAAGUGAAUCCGACGCAGUGCGAAGCCAUCACUAUGGUGGCUGCUCAGGUUAUGGGCAAUAAUGUUGCUGUAACGGUCGGUGGCAGUAAUGGACAUUUCGAGUUGAACGUUUUCAAGCCCGUCAUUGUAGCAAAUGUGUUGCGUUCUAUCGAGCUGAUUGGCGACAGCUGCCAAAGCUUUGUCGUGCAUUGCGUCGUUGGCAUCAAGGCCAACAAGGACCGCAUUGACAAACUUCUCCACGACAGCCUGAUGCUGGUCACAGCUCUGAAUCCCCAUAUCGGCUACGACAAAGCCGCAGCUAUUGCAAAGAAGGCGCACAAGGAAGGUACCACGCUGAAAGAAUCCGCUAUUGCCCUAGGACACCUUACCGAAGAACAGUUCAAGCAGUGGGUCAAGCCUGAAGAAAUGCUUGGACCCAAGUGAUGCAAAAGAAACCAAGCAAAUAAUGUGAAAUCGAAUGAAGCUAAAAGAAAUGCUUGUGCGUAGAAUCUUCGUCGCGGAAUGAUUUAAUCUCCGUUUUUUUUUUUUNGU
This is a messenger RNA of Notodromas monacha, 725 nucleotides long. The record is from the annotation of a GenBank genome assembly. Lineage: Eukaryota; Metazoa; Arthropoda; Ostracoda; Podocopida; Cyprididae.